Messenger RNA from Cynara cardunculus var. scolymus (artichoke), 542 nucleotides. RefSeq lists its product as uncharacterized. The transcript has a single exon. Lineage: Eukaryota; Viridiplantae; Streptophyta; Magnoliopsida; Asterales; Asteraceae. The record is from RefSeq and is a predicted model, not a curated record. Bases 70 to 279 code for a protein of 69 amino acids.
CUCUCACACUUUGUUCUGCAUCCAAAUCUCUCCUUCCAAGCUUCACAAAUUUCACUCUCAACAUCUCAAAUGGCUGACUGGGGACCCGUACUCAUCGGAGUGGUACUCUUCGUCCUGUUGCAGCCCGGCCUCCUUUUUCAGUUACCCGGAAACGGUAGGCAGGUGGAGUUUGGGAGCAUGAAGACCAACGGCAAAGCAAUCGCUGUUCACACUCUCAUCUUCUUCACCAUCUAUUCCAUCCUCAUACUCGCCGUCCAUGUCCAUAUCUACACCGGUUGACUACACCCGUAUCAGCUGUUGUAAACAUUUUAUGCUUAUAAAACCUACACAUCUCAACUAAUUUCAUCAAUAAUAUGUUUCCUAUUGAUUAAUUUUUCGAUUUUCUUCUUUGAUUUAUCAUCUCCCUUUCUCUUCCGGCUAGAUCUACUUUUUCUCGAGUUUCUUUCGACGAUUCUGUUGGUUUGAGCUUUAUCGAAGUUGAAAUCUCUGAUGCAUGUUGUACAACUCGUUAUUGCUAUGGCUAUGGCUAUGGCAUUAAGAAC